AUGGUCCGGCCCGUCCUGCACGACCCCGCCGACGAAGACGAAACGGACGAGGAGGAAAAGGGCGCGGGGGCGCCGCUGAUGUUGUUUAAAAACCUCCGCCACCCGUUGCUGGAGCUGCGGAAUGCCGAGUUCGUGGCGAAUUCGCUCCAGCUGCGCGCGCGGGGGGGGCGGGGGGUGAUUUUGACCGGCCCGAACAUGGGCGGGAAGUCGACUUUUAUGCGGAGCGUCGGCAUCGCGGCGGUGCUCGCCCAGGCGGGGUGUUUUGUCCCCGCCGACGCCGCCGAGCUGCAGCUUCGCGACGCCGUGAUGUGUCGAAUCGGCGCGACCGACCACCUCGCCCAGGGCGUCUCCACCUUUAUGGUGGAAAUGCUGGAGUCGUCCGCGAUUCUGUCCAGCGCGACGCCGCAGACGCUGGCGAUCGUGGACGAGCUCGGCCGCGGGACCUCCACCUACGACGGGUUUGGGCUGGCCUGGUCGAUCGUGAAGGAUAUCGCCGUCCGCAUCGGCGCCACGGUGCUCUUCUCCACCCAUUUUCACGAGUUGACGGCCCUGCCGGCGCAGUGCGGGUGUUUGCUAAACGCCCACUUCGGCGCGGAGAUCGACGACAAGAAGGGGACGCUGCGCUUCUCCUACCGCGUCGAGCCCGGGCCUUGCGAGCGAAGCUACGGCAUCGAGGUCGCCGCGCUUGCAAAGAUGCCCGAAAAGGUGGUGGAGAAUGCCCGAAGGAAAGCCUCAGAGCUGGAGAACUUUGAGACCCUCGCCUCGACGUCGAGUUUGGGGCGAACGCCCUCCGAUAAGGACGCCCCGCUGCGCAAGCUGAAUCUCGAAGCUCUGGACAACGAGACGAUCUCGCGGAUCGCGGGCUACGCAAAGCGAAUUCGGGCCCUCGAUUUCUCCCAUAUCGGCAGCCCGGAGGAGCGCGAGGCGAUGCUGAAGGAAUUGAGGCGGGAAAUCGAAAAGGAUUCCGCGGCGCUUGUGUUGAUCCAUGGGAAAUAA
This is a messenger RNA of Phytomonas sp. Hart1, 996 nucleotides long. The record is from the annotation of a GenBank genome assembly. NCBI's taxonomy places the organism in Eukaryota, Euglenozoa, Kinetoplastea, Trypanosomatida, Trypanosomatidae.